Molecule: messenger RNA, 385 nt
Organism: Aspergillus ochraceoroseus IBT 24754
Lineage: Eukaryota; Fungi; Ascomycota; Eurotiomycetes; Eurotiales; Aspergillaceae
Exons: 1
Coding region: 133-354 (73 amino acids)
Source: RefSeq, a predicted model, not a curated record
UGUACGGAAUGACACUACCAAACCUAGAUCGACGCUGGAUCGUCUUGGAAAAGGGGGAGGAAGAAGUGACAAAAGGAAAAAAAAAAAACAAGUGUUGCGAUUUCUGUUUUCUUCUGAGAGCAUAGUGAUGCCAUGUCAAUAAGUUCCAAAGUGAUUCCAACACCUUUCUCGUGGCUAUGGGUUCUUUACUUUUGCGGAUUUUCCUUCAUCAUAGCUCUGUUGGAUAUAAAACAAUUCUUAUUGUUUAGUAUUAUUACCAUUACUCAUGAUCAUGAUUAUGACUACGAUGCAUUGCUUGAUUGUAUCUACAAGAUGUCUGUCUGGAUUUUGGGAGAUUAUAGAGUUAAAUGUUGAAUCAAUUUGUGUUUAUGUUAUUUGAAAAUUG